GGGAAAAGGGUAUGAAUUAUCAAGGCAUUUUAUCAUCAUUUGUUUAAAAAAAAUAGAUUUUUUUGAACUUUGAUUUAUUGUUUCAGGUUUUUCAUCAUCAUCAUCUUCAUCAUCAAGAAACACUCCCACGACUGAAAAUGAACGAUCUGAUGACCAAAUCGUUCUUGAGUUACGUGGAACUGAAAAAGCAAGCCCAGAUGGACGAUGAACCUGAGGAUAAAGACAUAGAAUUAGGCCAUCUGAGCAAUGAAGAUUCAAAUAACCUCUCCCAUUUCUUCCAGCAAGUUGAAGAGAUCCAGACCGACAUAGAAGGGAUCAGAGAUCUCUUCUCCGACCUUCAAUCCCUAAACGAGGAGACAAAAACGACCCACAGCGCCAAAGUUUACCGCGGAUUAAGGGACCGUAUGGACUCGAACAUGGUGACCGUCCUUCGCAAGGCCAAAACGGUCAAAACCAAACUCUGGGCACUCGACCAAUCGAAUUCGGCUCACCCAAAUGGAACCACAGUUGACCGAAUCCGUGUUUCCACCACCCACGGGCUGAGAGUCAAGCUGAAGGACAUCAUGAAUGAUUUUCUUGCGCUGAGACAGAAGAUCGUCUUGGGUUACAAAGAUGACCUGAGGAGAAGGUACUAUAAUGCCACAGGAGAGGUUCCAAAUGAAGAAGUGAUAGAGAAGAUGGUUUUGGGGAGAGAAGAUGUUCAGAUCUUUGACACAAAGGUGGAGAUGAAAGAGGAGAGCAGAGAGCGGCAUGAGGGUGUGAUGGAGAUUCAGAGGAGUCUGGACAAGCUUCAUCAGGUGUUCCUUGACCUGGCUGUCAUGGUGGAGGCGCAGGGAGCACAGAUUGACAAUAUAGAGUGCAAUGUCGCCAAUGCCGGAAGCUUUAUCAGCGGUGGGACCCACAACCUUUUCUACGCAAAGCAGAUGAAGCGCAGGGGGAAGAAGUGGGUGUGUUGGGUUUUCUCUGUGUUGGUUAUCGUCUUACUGGUCUGCCUCAUUAGCUUGCUAACUUCUUGAGAAGAACACUUGAAAGGAGAAAAAUGUCAAGAUUCUUGGCAAUAAAAGUUCACAGAUAUC
This is a messenger RNA of Cuscuta campestris, 1076 nucleotides long. Lineage: Eukaryota; Viridiplantae; Streptophyta; Magnoliopsida; Solanales; Convolvulaceae. The record is from the annotation of a GenBank genome assembly.